CAGCAUUCGACUCAACAGAGGACUACUGAAACAAGCAAUAUAGACAGCAACAAACAAUAAAAUAAAAUAAAAACAUCUGAUUGACCACAAGGAGCAAUUUCUGGAGACGUAAAGGGUGCUUGUGUAGCCUCCCGACACGGAUGGAAGCUCGCUUGAACGGCAUGUUUUUGCAGGACAAGUCUCUCUCUGAAUAGUUUCGCGAGACAUUUUGGUGCCCCGACAGCUAUAGCUUAUGAAAUAUAAAUCUGAAGAGUUGGAAGUGCUUAGGCGUUAAUGGUAUGCAAUAGAACUGUCAUACACCACCGCGUACUCUAAACUGUUUAGAAAGACAGCCGUCUUGAUUUGCAAAAUGCUGACAUCUCUUUCGCGGAGCAGUGGGACUGUUGUAAGCAUGGAUUUAUCCUUCUGCAUACGCUUCACAUUAAUUUGCUGAGAGAAGAUUUUGGUGCUUCGCGCAACUGUUCUUGUGUCGAACUUGCCAUUUCUAAGCCACACUCAAGCCAUAUCCACAGAAAGAAGACAGGGCUACUGACACUGUUUACAAGAACAGUCUUGUCAAGCCUUUUACGCACCUCUGCGUGGAAUAUCUGCAAAUGUUGCAAGCCAGCAGGAAAAUGAUGAAGAAAAGGAAAUUCACCAUGGCUCUUGGGAAUCUAAACUGAAGAUAUCUGCUACGAAUUUUGCCUUGUGGUGUCCGGUAAAAUCGACUCCAAACGUCACUUUGGUAGCAGUUGGGACAGAAUAUUGGCUCGUCGUGACUGAAAGCAAGCUUUCGCGUAGCUUGUGAAGUAACGUUUGCUGUUCACGGCACUGCAUUCAGAAGGGAAAGAAAUAGCAACUUCCUAGCGGAGGCCGGAGAACGAGUCAAAACGGAUUUAUAAAUAACUCGGAAAAGUUACCGGUCCCGUAGUGUAUCGGUUGAAUUAUUGACUUUCUGAUUUAAAUAAAUAUUUCUUUCUAUUUAUCUCACCGAACUGACCAGUAAAUUGGUUUGGUGGGUUUACAUCGGCUGGCAUUCGGAACUGCUCCUUUGUAAGUGAGCUUAGCCGAGGAGGCGGCCGCUCUUCUCCGCACUAAACGCUACUUUGCUGGCCAAAUCCAGUGCGGGUGGGAUACUUUCCGAUAACGAAGCCGAUAUGGAGGAAUGGAGACAAUGCGGCCGGUGGCUGAUAGACUGCAAGGUUUUGCCCCUGAACCACCGGGUUGUCUGGCCCUCGGCGGUCGUGUUCGACUUGGCUCAGGCGCUCCGAGAUGGUGUACUUUUGUGCCAAAUGUUACACAAUUUGUCACCUGGCUCGGUAGACCUAAAGCAGAUCAACUUCAGACCACAGAUGUCUCAGUUUCUGUGUCUGAAAAACAUCCGGACCUUCCUGAAGGUGUGCCACGACAAGUUCGGACUGCGGAACAGCGAGCUGUUUGACCCCUUCGACCUCUUCGACGUCCGGGACUUCGGCAAGGUGAUCUCAGCGCUGUCCAGAAUCUCCCAUCACAGCAUCGCACAGAUCAAAGGCAUCAGGCCUUUUCCUUCAGAGGACACCGCGCUGAAUGAAGAUGAUAUCUACAGGAGCCUGGAGGAGCUGGCUGAUGAGCAUGACGUGGGAGAGGACGACAUCUACGACUGCGUCCCCUGCGACGACGACGGCGAUGACAUCUACGAGGAUAUCAUCAAGGUGGAAGUCAGACAGCCUAUGAAAAUGGGCAUGUCGGAGGACGACAAGCGCAACUGCUGCCUGGUGGAGAUCCAGGAGACGGAGGCCAAGUACUACAAAACACUGGAAGACAUCGACAAGAACUACAUGAUCCCACUGAAGCAGGUGCUCAGCCCUCAGGACAUGGAAGCUAUCUUCGUCAACUUAGAGGAUGUGAUCAAGGUCCAUGCAGCGCUGCUGAGGGCUAUUGACCUCAGCAUGGUGACCGGGGGCAGCGGCCUGGGCAAGAUCUUCCUGGACUUCAAGGAAAGACUGCUGAUCUACGGCCAGUACUGCAGCCACAUGGAGCAUGCCCAGAAGACCCUGGAUGAUCUCAUCAUGACGCGGGAGGAUGUCAAGAUGAAAGUUGAGGAGUGCACCAUGAAGGUCCAGGAGGGCAAGUUCAAGCUGCAGGAUCUGUUGGUGGUGCCCAUGCAGAGAGUUCUGAAAUACCACCUACUGCUGAAGGAGUUGCUAAGUCACUCGACAGACCGGCCAGAGAGACUGCAGCUGAAGGAGGCGCUCGAGGCCAUGCAGGACCUGGCUAUGUACAUCAACGAGGUGAAGAGAGACAACGAAACGCUGAAGAAGAUCAGCGAGUUCCAGAGCUCCAUCGAGAACCUGCACGUGAAGCUGGAGGAGUACGGUCGGCCCAAGAUUGACGGGGAGCUGAAGGUGGUCACGGCCGUCAACCGCACCAAACAGGACCGGUACAUCUUCCUGUUCGACAAAGUGGUGAUUGUGUGCAAACGCAAAGGCUACAACUACGAGCUGAAGGAGAUCAUCGAGCUGCAGUACUACAAGAUGUCCGACGACCCCAUGAACAACAGAGACAUGAAGAAGUCGAGUGGGAAGAUGUGGUCGUACGGCUUCUACCUCAUUCACCUGCAGGGGAAGCAGGGCUUCCAGUUCUUCUGCAAGACGGAGGACACCAAGAGGAAGUGGAUGGAGCAGUUUGAGAUGGCCAUGUCCAACAUCAAACCAGAGCGAGCCACGGCCAACCAGCACAACUUUGAGAUGCACACGUUUGAGAAGAACACCAACUGCAGAGCCUGCAAGAUGCUGCUGAGAGGCAUCUUCUACCAGGGCUACUUCUGCUCGCGCUGCGGCACUGGAGCACACAAGGAGUGCCUGGAGAUCAUCACCAUCUGUAAAAUCAAUCCACACGAUUCGGACCCUGGGCUACUCUCCUCAGGUAAGAAACUGUGUUGUCUGCCAGGUCCAAAAAUGGUGGCCCUCAGGAAUUACCACGGCACGCCCUCUCCCCCGGGGAAACCCCCUCUCAGCUUCCAGACCGGUGAUGUCAUCGAGCUGCUCAAAGGAGACCCGGACACCGCCUGGUGGGAGGGGCGACUCAUUCAAGGCCAGAAGACGGGCUACUUUCCCAGCUCCAGUGUUAAGCCGUGCCUCGAUCCCAAGCCUUUCCCAUGUAUCCCCAGUCGGCAGUCUUCAAGAGAUGUGGACUACACUGUCUACCCCUGGUUUGCUGGGAACAUGGAGCGGCAGCAGGCCGACAACCUGCUCAAGUCUCACAGCAGCGGCACCUACCUGAUCCGGGAGAGGACCGCGGAGGCCGAGAGAUUCGCCAUUAGCAUCAAGUUCAAUGAUGAAGUGAAGCACAUCAAGGUGAUCGAGAAAGACAGCUGGAUUCACAUCACUGAAGCCAAAAAGUUUGAGAGCCUCUUGGAGUUAGUAGAAUACUAUCAGUCCCACUCGCUGAAAGAGAGCUUCAAGCUGCUGGACACAACUCUCCGUCAUCCCUACAAGUCACGAGAACGCUCCUUAUCACGCUCCUUAUCGCGCUCUCCAGCAGCCUCCUCUGCUUCCUACAACUUCUCCUUCCUCAGUCCUCAGGGCCUCAACUUUACUUCUACUCAGAGCUCUGCCCCCUUCUGGUCAGUGUUUACGCCGCGCGUGGUGAGUACGGCGGUAGCGCGGUACAACUUUGCGGCGCGGGACAUGAGGGAGCUGUCGCUUAGGGAGGGCGACGUGGUGAAGAUCUUCAGCAAGAUCGGAGGAGACCAGGGCUGGUGGAAAGGAGAGGCCAAUGGCAAGAUUGGCUGGUUCCCCUCCACGUAUGUUGAUGAAGAAGGCGUCCAGUGAGACUGGAGGGCCACAGGCCAGCACCUCCAAUCAGAAUGCCGGACUCUCGAACCCACUGCCCUCUGAGAGUGUGACUUUUGGAAACGUGUGGAAUAUUCCUCCUUUUUUUGUGCUGGAAACAUCUUCUUUCAGAAAAAAAAACAACAACAACAACAGUGGAUGUUUGUACACCUGUCCUCUUUUUGUCCUGUACAAAAAACAAACAACGCUUCGUUCUUUUCUUCUCCCUCUUCUACUCUUCUACUGUUUUUUCUCUUCGUCUGUGUCGUCCUAUGAAGCAUUUCUAACGUCCAUUGGAUCUCUGUGAUGAUGACCACGAGACAUCGAGGAGGGCGAAGUCCAGACUAUGUGCUUAGGGCUCUGAGACCACUUCCUCCUUCGGACCAGAGUCCCACUGCCACGCACAGAGAUCAGAGGGACAGCUUUGCCUCUGUACAGUAGUAUCAUCCACUGGGUUUUGCUGUUAGCCUAUUGGGAGUCGGGGUGGGGAAAUAUAUAUGUAUAGAUAAUUUAUUUAAAGAGGAAAAAAAGUAAUUAUAUAAAAAGAAAAACAAUUGCGCAAGGUGGGGUGAGUUGUAAGCCUUUCAAAAAGCACGCCAGAGAC
This is a messenger RNA of Sardina pilchardus (European sardine), 4395 nucleotides long. RefSeq names its product vav 2 guanine nucleotide exchange factor (gene vav2). Gene Ontology annotation, cellular component: cytoplasm. The transcript is spliced from 29 exons. Gene Ontology annotation, biological process: regulation of GTPase activity; intracellular signal transduction; cell migration. Lineage: Eukaryota; Metazoa; Chordata; Actinopteri; Clupeiformes; Clupeidae. Gene Ontology annotation, molecular function: guanyl-nucleotide exchange factor activity; protein binding. The record is from RefSeq and is a predicted model, not a curated record. The coding region runs from base 1137 to 3791 and encodes 884 amino acids.